CCGCGCGCCGCGCCCCGGGCCGCGGGCGCGGAGAAGCCGAACCUCGCGGCGGCCGACGUCCGCGGCCGCCUCGAGGCCAUGAGCCGCCGCUUCGACCGCGACGCGACGGACCUGUUGAAGACGUGGCUGCCCGAGGACGUCGACGCGCGCGCCGUCGGGCGCAGCCUGCGCUUCUACCUGCGCAUCGUCGCCGUGUCCUUUUUGGUGAGGUGGUUCGUCGCCGAGCCGCGCUACAUCGAGUCGUCGAGCAUGGCGCCGACCUUCUUACCGGGCGACCAGAUCGCCGUCGAGAAGGUGUCGACGCUCGCGCGCCUGCCCGCGCCCGGCGAGGUCGUCCUCUUCCGGCCGCCCCGGAGCGCGCUCGACGCCGAGCGCCAGUCGGAGCUCGACCGCGCGGCGCGCCGCGGCGCGCCGCCGCCGCGCGACCGCACCCAGCAGCGGCGGCGCGACGUCUUCGUGAAGCGCGUCGUCGCGGGCCCCGGCGACGUCGUCGAGGUCCGCGACCGCGUCGUCUACGUCAACGGCGCGGCGGCGGCCGGCGCCGCGGCCGCGACGGCGCCGGCGUACACGCUCGAGCCCCGGCGCGUGCCGCCGGGCAGCCUCUUCGUCCUGGGCGACAACCGCAACCGGAGCUUCGACUCGCACGUCUGGGGCGCGCUGCCGCGCGAGAACGUCGUCGGGCACGUCAUCCUGCGCUACUGGCCCCCGGGCCGCUUCGGGCUCGUGGAGCACUAG
Messenger RNA from Pelagomonas calceolata, 735 nucleotides. NCBI's taxonomy places the organism in Eukaryota, Pelagophyceae, Pelagomonadales, Pelagomonadaceae. The record is from the annotation of a GenBank genome assembly.